Molecule: messenger RNA, 2490 nt
Organism: Apaloderma vittatum (bar-tailed trogon)
Lineage: Eukaryota; Metazoa; Chordata; Aves; Trogoniformes; Trogonidae
Product: multidrug resistance protein 1-like
Exons: 19
Biological process (GO): transmembrane transport
Cellular component (GO): membrane
Molecular function (GO): ABC-type transporter activity; ATP hydrolysis activity; ATP binding
Source: RefSeq, a predicted model, not a curated record
CACAACCCUUGUUUCCAACAUGAAAAUCUUGAACUGAGUGACCAGUUACAGCCCAACUUAAAAAAGAAAAAAACAGACAAGCCGAAGAAACGGAUGGUUGGCAUUUUUGAACUGUUUUGCUAUGCUGAUUGGGUGGAUGUCCUUUUGAUGGCAGUUGGUGUGAUCGCAGCUGCUGCAAACGGUACUGGAUUGCCGCUUAUGAUCAUUGUCUUUGGACAGAUGACAGACAGCUUUGUGCAAAGUGGAGUGACUAAUAAGUCAAUAGAUAUAGAAGGUGAAAUGACAAGAUUUGCUUACUACUACGUGGGAAUUGGUUUUGCCGUGCUGAUCCUGAGCACUAUCCAAGUGUGGACGUUUUUGAUUGCUGCGACAAGGCAGACAGCAAGGAUUCGGCAGAAGUUCUUUUUUGCAGUGCUCCAUCAGGAGAUGGCUUGGUUUGAUACCACCCAGAUAGGAACGCUGAACACCAGGCUGACAGAUGACAUCAACACCAUCCAUGAAGGCAUCGGAGACAAGAUCUGUAUAUUUGUGCAGUUUCUUGCCACAUUUCUGGCAGGGAUUAUUAUAGGAUUCAUCCACGGGUGGAAGCUGACACUGGUGGUUUUGUCAGUCAGCCCUCUGCUUGCUGCAUCAGCAGCAGUUUGGUCAACUCUCCUGGCAUCCCUUACUUCUAAAGAGCUGUCUGCUUAUGCCCAAGCAGGAGCUGUGGCAGAAGAAGUUUUAAUGGCAAUCAGGACUGUUGUGGCUUUCAAUGGACAGCAGAAGGCAUUAGCAAAAUAUGAUGCUAACUUAGAGAUGGCUAGAAGAGUUGGAAUGAAAAAGUCUAUUACCACCAACACAUCUCUUGGUGUUUCACAAUUUCUUAUCUUUGGAUCCUAUGCACUGGGAUUUUGGUAUGGAACCAAGCUCACGGAUGAGGAAGAAUAUAACAUUGGCGAUGUGUUAAUUGUGUUCUUUUCUGUGCUUAUUGGAGCCUUCUCCCUGGGCCAGGCAGCUCCCAAUCUGGAGAGUGUGGCCAAUGCUCGUGGGGCUGCCUAUGAAGUAUAUCAGAUUAUAAAUAAAAAACGGCUCAUAGACAGCAGUUCUAAGGGAGGCUAUAAACCAGACAAGCUCAUAGGAGAAAUUGAAUUCAGGAACAUCCAUUUCAGCUACCCAUCCAGACCUGAUAUUCAAAUCCUCAAAGGUCUGAACUUGAAAGUUCAAACCGGGAAGACCAUUGCUUUAGUUGGUGCCAGUGGCUGUGGAAAAAGCACUACUAUUCAAUUGCUGCAGAGAUUCUACGAUCCUGUCCAGGGAGAAAUUACUUUAGAUGGUCAAGACAUUCGGACACUUAACAUAAAGUGGCUACGAGAAAAUAUAGGUAUUGUGAGCCAAGAGCCUGUUUUGUUUGCAACAACAAUAGCUGAGAACAUUCGCUAUGGCCGAGAAGAUGUUUCUGAUGCUGAAAUUGAGCAAGCAGCCAAGGAAGCCAAUGCUUUUGACUUCAUAUCUAGACUGCCUGAUAAGUUUAACACCCUAGUGGGGGAAAGAGGAGCUCAACUGAGCGGAGGACAGAAGCAGCGAAUAGCUAUUGCCCGUGCCCUAGCAAGAAAUCCCAAGAUUCUUCUUUUGGAUGAAGCUACAUCUGCACUAGAUACUCAGAGUGAAUCCAUAGUGCAAGCAGCUCUUGAUAAGGCCCGGGCUGGACGUACGACUCUUGUGAUUGCCCACAGACUCUCUACCAUCAGGACUGCUGACACUAUCGCCGCAUUUGAGAACGGUGUCGUGGUUGAACAAGGAACACACAGUGAACUCAUGUUGCAGAAGGGAGUCUACUACUCUCUUGUAAUGCAGCAGGGUCAUGGCAAUAAUGUUCAAGAUGAUGGGACAUCAGAAGAAUAUGAAGACACAGACGCUGAGGAAUAUGAGGAAAACAACAGAAAUGAUCUUGUGAAGGAUCUGACCCUUCUAGAUCAUUCUGAAAAAUCCGUGAUCUCUGGGAGAGGUAGCAUUCGAAGAAGAUCCAGCAGAUACAAGAGCAAGAAGUAUUCUUCUAAGAAAAAGUCAUGUGAAAAAAAGAAAAAAAAAGAACUGGAGGACGAAAAUCUGCCUGCUGUGUCUUACUCAAGAAUCCUGGCUCUGAACAAACCUGAGUGGCUGUAUAUACUGUUUGGAGUGAUUGCUGCUGCCAUCAUAGGUGGGGUCCAUCCUGCAUUUGCUGUUAUAUUUGGAAAAAUCAUUGGGGCUUUUCAAGAAACAGAUACACAAAAGAGGAGUAAAAACACUUUGGUGCUUUCUUUAAUGUUUCUUUUGCUUGGAGUGAUUACCUUAGCAGCAUACAUAAUCCAAGGGUUCAUGUUUGGGAAGUCCGGGGAAAUAUUAACGAUGAGGCUGCGCUCUUUGUCCUUCAGAGCAUUACUUCAGCAGGAGAUGGGAUGGUAUGAUGAUCAGAAAAAUGCUGUUGGUGUUCUGCUAACUCGCCUUGCUACAGAUGCUUCUCAAGUCAAAGGG